Molecule: messenger RNA, 1524 nt
Organism: Podarcis raffonei (Aeolian wall lizard)
Lineage: Eukaryota; Metazoa; Chordata; Lepidosauria; Squamata; Lacertidae
Gene: ABHD10
Product: abhydrolase domain containing 10, depalmitoylase
Exons: 5
Coding region: 67-942 (291 amino acids)
Biological process (GO): protein depalmitoylation
Cellular component (GO): mitochondrion
Molecular function (GO): hydrolase activity, hydrolyzing O-glycosyl compounds; palmitoyl-(protein) hydrolase activity
Source: RefSeq, a predicted model, not a curated record
GCUUCCUCGCCGAGCGGCCCGAGGGGAAGGGGCGUGCGCUCGCUAGCGUGUCUGCGCUGGAGGGCGAUGGCGGGGGCGGCGAGAGUCCUGUGGCGGGAGAGCCGCCGCCGCCGCUGCUGGGGCCCAGAGGCCGCUCGAGCGACGGCGCUGGUGGGCUUCCCUCAGCUGCCGGGUUGCAGACAAAAAUCCUCACACAGUUUUCUUAGCCGUCCUGAUAAUCCAAACCUAGCCUAUCACAAGCUAAAAGGCAAGAAUCCUGGAGUUGUCUUCCUCUCAGGUUUUCUUUCAAAUAUGAAUGGUAACAAGGCACUUGCACUCGAAGACUACUGCAAAUCAGUGGGCCACGCUUUUGUAAGGUUUGACUAUAGAGGCUGUGGAAGUUCAGAAGGCGAUGUUAAAGAAUGUACGUUGGGAAAGUGGCGGAAGGAUGUACUUUCGGUAUUGGAUGAACUCACACAAGGACCACAGAUUUUAGUUGGUUCCAGUUUGGGCGGAUGGUUGAUGCUUCAUGCUGCAAUUGCUCGUCCAGAGAAGGUGGCUGCACUAGUUGGAGUAGCUGCAGCGGCAGACUAUCUAGUAUCAACUUAUCAACAGCUUCCUGUAGAGCUAAAAAAGGAAAUUGAAGAAAAAGGUGAAUGGAAGGUGCCAACCAAGCACAACGAAGAAGGGGUUUAUUCUGUGCCAUAUGGACUCAUCCAGGAAGCAGAAAAUCACUGUGUGUUAACUAGCCCUCUUCCCAUAAAAUGUCCUGUGAGGCUUAUCCAUGGCAUAAAAGAUGAGGAUGUCCCGUGGGAGACUUCUAUGAAGAUUGCAGAACGCGUUGUUAGCACAGAUGUGGAUAUUAUUCUCCGCAAAGCUGGUCACCAUCGGAUGAAAGAGAAGGAAGAUAUCAAACUUAUCAUAUACACAGUGGAAGACUUAAUUGAGGAGCUCAGCACUUAGCAUGAAUUCCCUAAUGAGAGAAGCAGAGGAAGUUUACAUGGGCUCUGUUGCUCAGUCGGGGCAGCAGGACAUUUCAGAGGGUAACUGGUCAGCUAGAUGCACUUGGAGCCCUACCAUGGUUUCCUUGCUUAGUUUUCUUCUCUUUUUUGUAAAUAUUCUUAACGAUGCAUUUGCACAAAUAAUAAUGUGAAGAAAAUGCUGCUGUUUAAACCCUUCUGCUCAAUGCAAAUCACCACUGACCCUUUUAUGCAACAUACAUUUCCUAUAUUUUUGUACCCAGGUAUUUUUGUGCCAAUGAUUACUACUUGCAGUACGGUGUGACUUUUUCACCCUUUUGUACACCUUAAAAAUAAAUAUGCAUUGUAAAGUUUUCCCACUUGAGUUGUGAAAUACAACUUGACAAGUCAAACUUUCUAGAAAUGUACCUGAAAUAUAUGUGCAAUGUUUGUUAUUUCUAGCAUGAAUGAAUGCACCUGGUUUUCAUAGUGUAGAGAGAAUGUAAGGAGAAAGCAUGCUUAAUAUUGAAUUAUUUAAAAUGGGUUUCAAUUAUUGAUGUACUUCCUAUAAAGGAGUUACAUGCCA